GAGAGAGGAUAAGAGGAGAUCAGAAGGUGGUAUCUGGACCUCCGUUGUGAAGAGCUCUCUAAAAAUGGAGAGGAUUGAUGCAAGAAUGAUGAAGAAAGACAAAGGACUCACAGAAAACAUUGGGCUUCCCCUGCAUCUGCUUGAAAAACAUAACCCUUGGUCAGCCUAUGUCACAUAUACCUCCCCAAUGGUGAAAAGGCUGAUUGAGAAAGGCAAAGCUAGAGAGAUGGAAUGCACGCAACCUCCGGAGGAAAGCCGACGGACAUGGAGGCAGAACAAGUCUUUCAGCGUCAUCCAGCUGAAAAGGAAAAAGUCAUCCAAGUCCUCUGGCGACACGGUGUUCAAGGACACGAGAUCAGAGAACAUGUUAUCGGUGUGGGGCACUUACUCUGCAUCGGCCAUGGGGCCCACCGUUAUCCCAAAACCCAUCCACUUUCGUAUGGAUUCCAGAGAAAGUCCCACUGCAAACUAUAACAAGAUCGUCUUUGCUCGAAAACCUAUGAUGAGGAUGCUUCCGUACAGCUCACUCCUGGCCAGCAAGGAGAAACGUCCGAAUGUUUAGCCGGGAGUCCCUGCAGCCAUCCCUCAAGAUUGUACAGCAAUUAAUCUCCAUUUGCCACAAAUUUCACUGUCUGUUAUAUUCGAACUCGUCCCUGCUUGUGCAGAGGUUGGCUGAG
Ceratotherium simum simum (southern white rhinoceros) is the source of this 677-nucleotide messenger RNA. RefSeq names its product CMT1A duplicated region transcript 4 (gene CDRT4). The record is from RefSeq and is a predicted model, not a curated record. NCBI's taxonomy places the organism in Eukaryota, Metazoa, Chordata, Mammalia, Perissodactyla, Rhinocerotidae.